Messenger RNA from Oenanthe melanoleuca, 9324 nucleotides. It is a transcript of the gene DENND1B, whose product is annotated as DENN domain containing 1B. Gene Ontology annotation, molecular function: guanyl-nucleotide exchange factor activity; phosphatidylinositol phosphate binding. Gene Ontology annotation, biological process: endocytic recycling; endocytosis. The transcript is spliced from 23 exons. The coding region runs from base 172 to 2535 and encodes 787 amino acids. The record is from RefSeq and is a predicted model, not a curated record. Lineage: Eukaryota; Metazoa; Chordata; Aves; Passeriformes; Muscicapidae. Gene Ontology annotation, cellular component: nuclear speck; cytosol; intracellular membrane-bounded organelle.
GGCCCGAGCCGGGGGAGCGGAGCGGAGCAGCCAUGGGCCGCCGCCCGCCGCGGCGCUGAGCCGCCCCCGCCGCCCCGCGCUCCGCGGCCGGCGCUGCCCCUUCGCCCCUGCCGGGCGGGGCGCUUGUCCCUGGGGGCGCCGCGGCCGCCGCCGGGGGCCCGCGAUGUGACCAUGGACAGCAGGUUCAAGGAAAAUCCAGAACGUACCUUUGAUUUGGUACUGAAAGUAAAAUGCCAAACUUCAGAAAACGAAGAUCCAGUGGUACUGUGGAAGUUCCCGGAGGACUUUGGAGACCAGGAAGUGCUGAACAGCGUUCCAAAGUUCUGCUUUCCCUUUGACGUUGAAAGGGUAUCCCAAAACCAAGUAGGACAGCAUUUCACCUUUGUUCUCACCGACAUUGAAAGUAAGCAAAGGUUUGGAUUCUGCCGUUUGACGUCAGGAGGCAAGGUCUGCCUCUGCAUUCUAAGCUACCUACCAUGGUUUGAGGUAUACUACAAGCUCCUAAAUACCCUGGCAGAUUAUUUGGCUAAAGAACAGGAAAAUGACUCAAAUGAUUUGUUGAAAUCAUUGUAUAGCCAUCCUGUGCCAAAGGCGAAUGCUUUAGUCAGUUUAAGUGUGAACCAAGAGAUGAUUUUUGCAAGUGAGCAAGUUUUGAAAAAACAGCCUUGUCUUGUAUCGCACUCAUAUUUCAUUACUCCUGAUAUAACUGGAUUGCCAACUAUCCCUGAAAGUAGAAACCUCACUGAAUAUUUUGUUGCUGUGGAUGUGAACAACAUGCUGCAACUUUAUGCCAGUAUGUUGCAUGAGAGACGAAUCAUUAUUACCUCCAGCAAACUAAGCACUUUAACUGCUUGUGUUCAUGCGUCAGCUGCAUUGUUAUAUCCAAUGUAUUGGCAACAUAUUUACAUCCCAGUGCUUCCUCCACAUCUUCUGGACUACUGCUGUGCACCAAUGCCUUAUCUAAUUGGCGUCCACUUAAGCUUGAUAGAGAGAGUAAAAAAUAGAUCACUGGAGGAUGUGGUUUUACUAAAUGUUGACACAAACACUCUAGAAACCCCUUUUAAUGACCUGAACAACCUACCUGGUGAAGUGGUCUCGGCCUUGAAAAAUAAACUGAAAAAGCAGUCGACAGCCACGGGCGACGGAGUGGCCAGAGCCUUCCUUCGGGCACAGGCAGCACUCUUUGGAUCCUACAGAGAUGCACUGAGAUACAGACCAGGAGAGCCUAUAACUUUUUGUGAGAAUAGUUUUGUGAAGCAUCGUUCCAGUACAACUAAACAGUUCCUGGAAACAGCUGUUAAUCUUCAACUGUUUAAACAGUUUAUUGAUGGUCGGCUAUCAAAAUUAAAUGCGGGAAGAGGAUUCUCUGAUGUUUUUGAAGAAGAAAUCACAGCAGGAGGCUUUUGUGGAGGAAAUUCAAGAUCUUAUCAACAGUGGAUGCACACAGUGAAGAAAGGCAGUGCACUGAUCAACACAGCAAUGACCAAAGCCACUCCGGCUGUGAAAACAGCAUAUAAAUUCGCAAAAAACCAGGCGAGGCAAGGAAUAAAAGAAGUGAAGAGUAAGUUAAAACACAAGGAGAGUGAGGAAGAGUAUGGAACUUGCAGUGCUGGUGCAGUGAGGACUGUUCCCGUCUACACAACGCAUUAUGACAAAAGAACAAGCUCAGAAAAACGGAGACUGGCACAGACUCGUUUCAACCAGCGCCUCAGUAACCAGGAUUUUGCCUUGGAUGAAGAUGAUGAUGAUGAAAUUGAGAGAACAAGCAAGUUAUCAUCAGAAGACAGUGAAGAAGCUUCUGCUUACUUUUAUGAUAGCGAUGGUUCUGGUGAAACUGGAAUAACUCAGCAUCAAGGAGAAAUGGACUUGCUUGGAGAGAUUCUGGACACGCUGAGCACACACAGUUCAGAUCAAGGAAAACUCUCAGGAGCAAAGAGCCUGGAUUUCUUUAGAUCAAUGGAUGACAUUGAUUACAAGGCUGCGAACAAGUCAAAUGCACCUAGUGAGAGCAACCUUACCCUGCUCUGCAGCAGUGCUAAUGACCAGGCAGAGUGGAACCUGGGCCAGGAUGACAGUGUCCUCCACGGGAAGCAGCUCCCCCCCUCCCCAAGGAAGCAAGUUUCUGCUGGUGGCCAGAGAGAAUCUCUCUCAAGCAUGGAAGAAGAAAAGAGUGGCAAAACCUUUACCACUGACAAGAUGGGCACCACUAGUUUGACAUCCCUAUCUCCAGUACGACCAAGUGCCCAAUUUACUUCCCUAGAAAGUUUCAAACCAGGCUUUUCUUCCUCUCAGUAUGCAAAGCCUAAUGAAACACUAAGCAAUACCUCAGAAGAUCAGCUCCCAGCAGGUCUUGCUCAACAGCCAUCCAUUCUGGUCCCUUGGGAGAAAGCUGGGAAGGAAGGAGAUGAAACUCCAGAAGAAGGUGGACUUCUUCAAGAAGUGGUGUCAUUAUGUAAACUGAAUUCUGCUUUUCACUAUGGUUUAAAUAUUUCAAAGGAUAGCUUAUCCAGCAGUAGCAGUGGAAAUAAAACGUAAGAAAAAUAUGAGAAGAGAAGCUUGACUCCCAUCAGAAGUUAAAGGGAGACUACUCAGGACUCCAUGUAACUCCAUAUAACAUGAUAACCAAAAAAAUGAAAAGAAAUAAGAGAUCUUCAGUUAUAAAAAUAAUUCUCUUCAGUUGAGUAUGCAUUUUCUGCCAUUGGACAUCCGCUUCUAUGUUUACUCAGUUUGUUUGUUGGCUGUAAUUAGGUCCACAAAAUGGAACUAAAUAUAUGAAUGCACUCUCAAAUCAGGUACUAGUUAGUCUCUGUGUUAAAAAUGCAGCAAGUGUAUGGUGCUUCCUAUCACUUGCUUCCUCUAAGCAGCAAGGGUCUUGCCUAAAGGUAGCCAGUUUUGAAGGUACUAUGUUAAUCCCAUUAACAUGAAAUGAACCAAGCAAUCUGAUUUGUCUGAAAUGUACAAAUGUUAAUAUUUGUAAUGAAUAAUAAUUGCCUUAAUCUUUUGAGAAGGGGUUUAACUGUCUUAGAAGAUGAAUCAAAUCUACAGAACAGCAAUAAUGAUUUUCCAUGGCAGGAAUUUGCUUCAGCAAAGGUGGGGGGCGGGAAGGAGACUUUUUUUAGAUUAAGGAAUUUCUUGUGACUAUAACUUGGAACUUACUCCAGACUAAAACUGUGGCUCUGUCUUCCAGACUUCAAAAAGGUAGCACGUGGUUUUCUCUCUUCUAUAAAGUACACGAAGUGCUGAAUUAUAAUGUGAUGUUUAUUGACUUCUGUUUACAACUAAGACACUUUAAAGACACAUUAUCAGUUUCCCUAGGUAGACUAAUUCACCUAAAAAUUCUCUUAAACGGAAAGUGUAAGUGAAAUUGAUAGAUUUCUAUUUUUUUUUUUUUAUUUUCUACAGUUUAAUAGUUGGAAAACUAAUUUUUGCCUAAUUUGUAACGCUAGAAAGCUAAAUUUACAGAUUCAGUUUGAGACUGCAUAUAUCCAACUCUCAUUUUAGCCAAGUUGGACAACCAGAAACUUCUAUCUAAAUUCUGUGAAGGAGAAUAAAUAGUCCUAAUGUAUCAUGGAUUUAGAACAAGUAUUUGCCCUCCUUCUGGCAGUGUUCCUAACACAUAUUUGGAUAUUGAAAUUCUGAAAAUUUUUAAUGCUCUGUGGAGCAGCUCUUUCAUUUUAAAAAUUGCCUUCAUAUUUUCUUUUUCCACCUUACCAUACAUACCUUAUCUCCAGAGUAUCUCAGGACAGAAAAGACAAUUAAUCAGUUUCAGCAGAUUGGAAUCAUCAGCUUUGAGGGAUAUUUGGGAUGAAGUUGGUAGAAAUAGCACACGGGUAUAAAAUGAAGCCUGCCUGAGAAGAAUGUUCUGCUGCUCUCCUAAGUCAUGAAACCCUUUUUCUUUCCCUGUUUGACAUGAAUGAUUUCUGCUAAUCUCAGCCUAGGCCUGAGUGAGCAUGUUCCUGGGGCAGGUAUUUGGAUCAGAUUGUGCUUUAGUAUCUUAAUAGUAGUUUGUAGCAGAGUUUCAUAUCAGUUGCCUCACUGAGAUUUAUUAAUUCCUUUUCCUUCUAGCUGACACAAAUGGAAAGGGUUUUUUAUGGCAGCUUUCUUACAAGGCAGCUGAACCUAAGGGAAUUGCUCCAUGUCAUGGCAGAGGCACUGUUUGGAACUUCACCAGAGAGGCUUAGCAGAGUGAGACCUGGGGUUUGUUAGUGCAAAGUUUCAUCUUGUUCCAGAAUGAGGAGGGCUGGGCCAGUCCUCCUUACCAAUGAGGAUGAGCCUCCAGAUUUUUUUUUUUUUUAAACAAAAGCUAAAAGGUUUUAGAAAUGCAAAUCUUGCAGAAAUAUUGGUAUCUGAUCAAGCAUGAACGUUUUGUUGGGCAUCUGCAUUGCUGCAGAAUCUGUGUUCCAGAGUUAGCAGUUGUACAUCCAAAGGUCUGUACUCCAAACUAUUUGUUUAUCCUUUGGUUUCCUCUUGUGUAUCAACAUGAUAUGUUGUGAACUUUUUAAAUAACAAAAAAUGUUACUUGACAAAAUAUUUUGCACUAUUAGAAAUAGAAAUUAUCAUAAAAGUAAUGAAAAUCUUCACUUUCAGCUUUCCAAGUGGAUCAGGCUCAUGUGCUGUUCAGAUGAUAAAGCUCCAGAGCAACCUGAUAGUUUCUUGUUUAAAGCUGGCAUUAAUGACUUGAGGGCAUUCUCUCUUUGUUCUCAUAGCACUUCUCACUCCUUCUCAUUCAUCUCCUUGCAUUUUGUGAUGAGAAUUUCAAGGUUCACCUUUUCUUUUCCUCUGCUCCUCACAUGAUGUUUCUAUCCAUGGUUCAAUCUUUUUUGCUUUGUUUCCUUCAUUUAUUAAAGAUAGUAAACAGUAUCAGUGUUUUAAGGAGGAAAAUAGAAAAAACCCAGAAGUUAUGGCAGUCAUUAUUUCAAAACCAUCAAACACCUAAGUCCAGGAAUGCUGCCAGAAGGUGGUUUUCAAAAAUGAUUAUGUAGUACAGGCAUAAAUCUUACUGGCUUUACAUGAGGGUUAGACACUGAACAAAUAAUCACAUAGGUUGUCCCAUUUUCAGCUUUGAGGAAUAGAUAUGGAAGCCAUGUGAGAGUGCCAGUAUUCUUAAGUUUUUAUAAGGAUUAUAAAAUGGAAGGUUUGAUAGUAAACUCCUUCAAAAUGCAGGCGUUGUAGUAAUAAUUCACUGCUUCAUGGAGUGCAAAUGCAGAAAACAAGUAAACAGAUUAAAUAAAAUAUGGUAAUAUUCAACUUAGAAUUAUUUUAAUUUCAGUCAAAAUGUUUCUGUGCUUAUGCUGCAUUGUUUCCUUGCUAUUUACAAAGCUCAUCAUUUGUUUACAAUCAUUAAAUAGUAUGUCUUUUUUUGGUUUUGAACCUUGUAUGGGUUCAGAAAUAGCUUAGUCUUAUAUAUAUGUUGAUUUUAACUGUAGGUACAUUUUUUACUCUGUAAUAUACAGAAUCUUUUCCACUUACUAUCAGUGAUCUUUUAAGAAGGCUAAUAUUUGUGCCUUAUUUAAAUAGAAUUGCCAGUUACCAAAUAGAUAAGAGUCCAAACUGAUAUUUCUGGUUCAACACUCUUGUUCUCUGUCCUUGUGAUAACAUAAAACUGUUUAUUGGCUACAUAUGCAGUAUUUUUAGUACCACAGUGGGUUCUAUAUUAAGAUAAAUUUUCCAGGUCCAGUACUUUGCAAGUUUUAUACUUGUAUGCUUUUUAUUUGUGGAAAUCCUUCUAGUGUCUUUGAAAAUCAUUAACAUUGAUCACCAGGUGCUGGUGAGAACUGAAUUAUUCUCAGUCAGAGCUCCUGAGGUCUUCUUCAGAGGCAUCUCUUUUCUUCAGAAUCUCAAAAAACUUCCCAUUUCUCCUGUUUAAGGGAGAUACCAGGUUAUUUGAUUAAGCUUUGUGGUCUAUUAUUUACACAUAGGAACAAAUUUCCAAUGUUGAAAGUCAAACCAGGAAUUGAAAUUAAUAUUUUUGAGUUUAUUUUGCAUAGAUGUCUGCCUAAAAUGAGCUGUAUCACUCCUCUGGUUUGGGAGGAAAGAGUAAGGGCAGUGGAAAGACAAAAGGAUUCCUGGGUUGUUCCAUGCAGUGUGGUGAAGCGGAGCCUGGAAGUCCACAGGAGAGAUAAUAGCUUUGAAGAAAUCCAGAUUUUAGUUCUAGCUCAGUUACAGUGAUUCCAGCUCAGUCACAUAGGUAAAAGAAAUAUUGCCUGUGGAGUUAACUCCCUGUGGGAUUGGCAGAAUGGAUGAUUUGUUGUCCCAGUCAAAGCCUUCCCAUUCAUGUGUAGAGAUGAAAGGAGGAAAACUGCAGAUUGCAGGGAAGGAGUGUGGAUGCAGAGGUGAUCCCUACCCACCCUCUAUGCAUGCAGAGGGCAGUCUGUGUAGAAUAGGCAGUGGUUUGCUCUUCCAUCUCACAUAUUUGGGCAUCAUGUAGUUCUGAAAAAUAGACUUGUUCUGAAGAAACAAAUGUAGUUGUAGAAGUUGUCCUAGAAGUUGUUGACUGAACCCUUCCUUGUCAUUUAGCAUUUCAGUGGUGCUGCUGCUCUUGGGGUGGGAUCAUCAGAAACACUUGACACUGGCUGAAGUCCCCUCUCAGGCAUUGCAACACAGACUUCAGGCAGAGUUUAAGACAAGUGCUGGGUGCUUCUGAAAAUCCCACCUGAUCUAUUAGAAGAGUGUUUUAGACCUUAAAAUUUUUGCUUUAGAUGUCUUUUCAGGUUUUAGGAUGAGCUAGUUUACAACCUCAUGUUCUUGUAACCAAUGUAAAGUCUAGGCAAAAGAACAGUUAAAUCAGGCAUUUAAAACAGCUUCUCUUUAUCCACCUACAGUCAAUAAUAUUCAAUUCUACAGAACAAUUUUUCGUUGGUGCAGCUGUCUAACAGAAUUGCUAGGAACAUCUAAAAUACUUUCUCUAUGCAUGUAAGUAAUCAAGGAAACAUUUCAUGCAAUAAUCAAGUGCCAGCAUGAAGCCCUUUUGCAAAUGCCCCAUAUAAUCCUGACUGUACCCUGUCCUGCAGGAAGACCCCCUAACCGUGGACUUCCCUGAUUCCUCAGGGACAGCUCAAGAGGAGCUUUAUUUCCAGGAAUUAGCAUCUUCUCCCCUGGCACCAGCCUCUAGUCCAGGUCCUGUGAGACUCUAGCCAGUGUAUCCCAACAGCCUGAAAUUUCGGGUUAGGCAAAUGUAGCUAAUGAACUGAAACAGCUUCCUUAUUGCAAAGCUCAGGAUGGUGAAGGCUGUCUGUUCCCAUGGUAUUGCAGUAAAUCUUUGAAGAAUGAAUGUAGAAAUAAUUGCACCAGCAAAACCAGUAUGAAUGGUGAUGUGACUUGUCUUCAGUAACUCUGCUGCUGCUAUUAGGCAUGUCUGUCUCUGCCAGGGUUGUUUACUUGUUAGCAGAAUCUGAGCUGACCAGAACGUGUCCUCAUCUUCACCCCAGGAGCAUGGACCACAGCUGGCCUGGAAUCCAUGAUCCUCAGGGUGGUGAACAUAAAGGAAUGGAAAGGGAUGAUGGGGUUUGUUUGUGCAAAGCCUCCUUUGAUCCGUUUUGCAAUAUCUGUUCCACAGUUUCAGUCAGUGGCGAGUUGAAAGUCCUUGACAGGCCUUUCUGAAAGCUGCUUCACUUCUUCUUUUAGAGUUUCCUGGUGAGUCCACAGCCACCUUGGUCUAGAGGCCCAUCCACAGCCCACAGGGUUGGCAGGGCCAUUUGGGUUGGAGUAUGAAGCAGGUAACACAGCUGGAAGUUACUCCAAGGUGUACUGUAGCAAAGGGUACUCAAUUAAAUUGUACUAUUACUUAGGUCACUACUAAUGACACUUGUAUUUAGAAUCCAGUAACAGUAUUAGCAUUUGGAAAAUAAGUUGAGUUUAAGUAUGUUGACAUUUAUUAUGAUUCUGUGUGAAUUAACAUUCUUUAUGUUAAAAAUAGGGGAGAAACUUGGUUGGCAGGGGGAAAUGUGUUGACUUUCAAAUCUUCAGUGAAUUUUGUGCAAUAUGUCUCUUUGUUUCAAAGUAAUUUAGUAAUGCACAUCUGCUUUCAAGCAGAUCCAUGAAAUUGUAUUUUUCAGAAAUGUGUAAAAUUACAUGUAGCUUUGAAAUAUGGUUGUAUGAUAAAAACAUGAAGAAAUAUAUUCUAAUGAGGCAAAUGUAUAUUUCUAGUGACUGGAAGUGGUUAUGGAUGUCACAUUCUGAUAAUAAGGCCUAAUCCAGUACUUACAUACCAGUAGUUCCAGGUAACUCUUAAAAGUAAAAUUUGGUAAAUUGAAGUAAGCUUAACUAUUAGAAUUUAUCAUGUUUAGUUUAUGCUUUGGUCACUUGUUUAACCUGGAUAAAAAGUUGAGGUGUUAGGCACUGCUUUUCAGUACCAGCAGUGAGGUGAGAGUUCAUAGCAAUGGCCACAAGAAUUUGGUUUGUGACAUCCCUAAUUAUCAUAAGUCAUUACUUAAAACAUCAACUAAUGUUGCCAGUAUCCUUUUAAGUUUUUGUAAAUUAAUGUCUUUGUAUAUUGAUGUACAUUUUCUUUUAACCUUUGUUUUUUCCUUGAGACCUUCUUUAAAUUAAUAUACUUGAAUGAGGCAAUAAAGCACUGUGGAAGAGCUAAUCUUGAUGCAGGUUGCACACAAGCACAUCACGUCUGUUACUUCAUGAUUCUUGAGGAGGAAGAGCAAUUUAAAAUGCUUAGAUGUUUGGCAAACUGUCAGUUUGUGUUUGUUAAUUUUAAAUCUGUGUCAGAUAUGAUGAGAAAUGCCUCAACAUGGAACAAAGCAGCAUCAUGUAUCUUUAUGCUUCUAAUUUGUUUUUUUUUAAUAAUUUUUUUUUGUGACCCUUGAAAACCAUUCCAAAUAAUGUCCUUUACUGUGAGCCUUUAAUACUUUAAAGAGAGGCAUAAGUUUUAUUGAUGAUUGUGAGAUUAAAAAAACUCACCAAACAACCAGCAUUGUCCUUACAGUUUAAAAAAUUUAGUUAGUUACUGACCUUUUAACAAAACUAGAGCCAAAUUUACUCCAUGCUUUUGCACCUUCUGGACUACUGUUCAAAGUCAUCUUGAGAACUGUAAUUCUGACCUUAGACUACUGUUAGUAGUGCACUGUCUAGAUGUAGUAAGUGAGCUGUGAUGUGUGGUGUGGUUUGUUUUUUUCUUUUCCUUCCAAAGUUUGUGGCAUCGGUAGAAGUUUUUGGUGAAUUCCACAUUACCAUUAAGUGCCCAACACUGUACUAUAAAAUAAAAUUUAACAGUAUCAAAAUUGCUUGGGUGAUGCAGGUUCUUGUUUGAUGGGUUGAUCUGAGCAGCAUUUUCAUGCUUAUCAGGCAUAAAGAUUAAAAUUAUCUUGUAUUAUG